Lucilia cuprina (Australian sheep blowfly) is the source of this 1885-nucleotide messenger RNA. RefSeq names its product protein fuzzy homolog (gene fy). Lineage: Eukaryota; Metazoa; Arthropoda; Insecta; Diptera; Calliphoridae. The transcript is spliced from 4 exons. The record is from RefSeq and is a predicted model, not a curated record. Gene Ontology annotation, biological process: vesicle-mediated transport; non-motile cilium assembly. The coding region runs from base 264 to 1463 and encodes 399 amino acids.
AAAUCAAACAAAAGCUGAUUUUAGACUUUUUCAAAUGUCAAAAGUGACAUCUCUGUAUACUUUGUGCUGUCGAUUUUAAACUACCGCCGACAUUUCUAUUGUCAGCCGCUACCACAAAGUAUACCCUGUGGCCGCUACCGACGUCAAUGUUCGUUGGCGCAGGGCUCUGCUAAUUACGAUCAAUUUUUAGCUCUGGUAACAUUGAUUACUAGUGGCAAUUUUAGUAAACAAACUUUCAAAUAUUAUAUUUAUUAACAAUAAAUAUGUCUAUACAUUUGAUUUGUUUGACCACAAAUGGAGGAUUGCCAAUUUUAACUCGUAAAAAAGGUAAUUGUGAGAAUUUACCAUUUUCUACGAUUGCUUCUUUGAAUGGAUUGCAUAUGUUCUUCAAAUCUUUGGGAGUUUCAUUGUACACUACUUAUGCUAGUAACUGGACUUAUGUGUGGCAGGAUUUCUUCAAUACAAUUACAGUUAUCGUUUGUUCCUGUGGCAUCAGUAGUUUUACGGCUGAAUUGUUGCCUGAACUUAUUUUUGGUGCCUUUUCAUUAUUUAUCAGCAAAGAUGAGAUGUCCCAUCCAUCCCUUUUAGAAAAACUGAAGAAGGAAUCUAAAAAUUACCUACGUCUUAUUGACGGUAUACUAGAUACGUGUGUAAGUCAGUUUUUAGGAUUUUCAAAUUGCUUGCUUUCUACCGAAAAUGCUCAGAUGUUACAAUUCUUGAAUGAAGAGUUUAGCACACAGUGCGGCUCAUUGUUUUGUUCUCUCGUUGUUGGCCAUAAAAUAGCUGUGGCAACCGAGGGCUGGUGGGACUUAGAUAUUAUCGAUAGACAGCUGUUGCUUUUAUUUCUACAAACUUCGAGUUCUUUACAAAAUGAUGUCGUUGUUUACUUGCCGAAAAAAAGUCCUAAUGUGGCAUACCGUUUCGUUACACUGUCUAUAUCAGCAAACAGUGCUUUAUGUGUAAUUUGUGGUGCUGAGCCUACAUUACGCAGCUUACAUGAGAUUUCAGAAAACACUUUUCGUGGAGAAUCAAACCUAAUACAUAGCAUGGAAAGAUCAAUACCAGGAGGUUUGCCAGAACAUAUUGGAUUGGAUUCAGGCAUUGUAGCUGUUAUUAUUGCCAAUAUAAUGACACGCAAAUGUGUAUUUUCAUCAAAUAUACAUCACAGUGCAUCUACAACACGUUAUCUCGGAGAUUUUCAUAAUAUGGAUGUAUUAAAAACCUUUUUUGAUGAUUCCUUUUCGAACGCCUUGUAUUUUAAGAGCAACACAACAACAAAUAAUAUUUGCGAAUUAAGCAGUCAAUAUUGGUCAUUGGAUACUCAUAAGUGUAUAUCACAUUUUGAUUUAAAUAAUAACAUAGUUUGUUUAUUAUUUAUUUCAUCUAUACCAAUGCACACUAUGAAGUAUAUUGGAGAACAAGUAUUUAACCAAAUAAUUCAGGACAAAAGCCUUUGUUGGUAAUCAGUGAUGUUUUUUCGGAUGUCUCUCCAUAUUGUCGUAUGAAUAUGCCAAAUUCAACUUAUUUAUAAUAACCAGGGAUACCAGGAAAAAUAUACCAUUAGGCGCAUUAAAUAUGAAUUUAAAAAACACAACAUAUGCUCUUAAAAUUAACAAAUACGAAUUUUUAGCCGGGUCUGGCUCACCAUAUGAUACCCUAAACAUCAUUACCAAAAUUACUAGUAACAUUCACACUUGUACAAAACUAAGUUGUGCUAGUUUUUGUAGAGAUACAUAAAAAAUACCAAUUGGCUCAGAAUCACUUUCGAUUUAGCUAUGUCCGUCUGUGUAGCGUGCGCACAUGUAAAGAUUGUGCGCACGCUACAGGUCGCAAUUUUAAGGAUAUUUAGAUGAUGAAAAAAUUAAAUGCUCCAAUAAUUAAAAAA